Babesia microti strain RI is the source of this 930-nucleotide messenger RNA. RefSeq names its product N-acyl-phosphatidylethanolamine-hydrolyzing phospholipase D. Bases 1 to 930 code for a protein of 309 amino acids. Lineage: Eukaryota; Apicomplexa; Aconoidasida; Piroplasmida; Babesiidae. The transcript is spliced from 3 exons. Gene Ontology annotation, cellular component: cytoplasm. The record is from RefSeq and is a predicted model, not a curated record.
AUGAGAUUUAAUGAUUACGUGUCUCUAGGUAAAAUAUAUUUUCAGAGAAAAUAUCCACACCUAUCUAAACUAUUUCCAAAGCCUAAAUUGAAAUUAGAAUACUGGCCAAAAAGAAUCUAUGGGCCUUAUCCAGAACCGCCUAAUCAAAUAUCAGAAUCAGACACUAGGGUUACUUAUGUUGGCCAUCGCACUGUAUACAUUCAGACAUUAGGAACUACAAUCAUAACUGAUCCUGUCUUCACUAGAAGGCUCGGUUAUCAUGGACUGGGCUUAAAACGGGUUGUUGGACCGCCUUAUCUAUACCAACAGAUCCCUCAGGCAAAUUUCUUAUUAUUGACUAAUAACAGCUUCAACUGCCUAAAUCACACAUCAUUAGACAUAAUUUCAGCUCGAGGUGCUUCUAACAUUUUGGGAGGGAGGAAUGUGACGUUUUACAUACAGAAUGAUAUGAGAAACUACAUCUAUCCCAUGGAUUAUCAUGACAAACUCCAAUUUGGCGAAUUAUCAAUAACAUUCCUACCCUGUAUACACAAAUCUUAUAGAUCAACGCUGGGUAGUAUUGGUUCUUUGUUGUGGCACUGGCCGAUGCUUUGGGGCUCGUUCCUAAUAGAGGCUGGGACCAAACUUAUUUAUCUAUCCGGGGCUACUGGUUAUUCCAGUCAUUUCAAAGAACUAGCUAAUAUUAUAAAACCAAAACAGUUGGACAUGGCAAUAUUGCCCAUAGGCCCCCUAGAGCCUUGUAACAUAUACAACCAAUAUAAUUUAUCAGUUACUGACGCUGAAAAGGCGAGAGAAGAUUUACAAGCCAAAAAAACUUUGGCAAUUGGAUUUGAUACAUUUCCAUUAGGUAUGGAAGGUUAUGGCAAUGUAUUUAAUAAAUUAUCCAAGGAAUUCAUUGUGUUGGAUGCUGGAUGUCAUGUAAAUUUGUAA